AUGGGGGACCCACUGCCCAGCCCUGACUCCCCUUCUCAGCCGACCUCCAGCCGUAGGAAUUCCCAGCUCUCUGAGCGGCGGCGCAGUCAGGAACAGCCUCGACCCCAGCCCACGGUUCCCUACGAGGUGCAGCAAACGCCCCUUGACGCCCAGAUCCCGCGCAGCAGUCAGGAGGUCGUGUCGAGCCAGACCAACCUCCGGGGCUGGUCCCAAAGGGCCAGCCUGACCCAAAAUGAGAACUUGAUGUUCCAGGCUGAAGAAGCCCAGCUGAGUGGCAUAGGGUACUCUUCCCUGAAUACGGGCUUUUCCUCAGAGAUACAGCCCCAACCUUACCUGAGCGAAGGCAGGUUCCAGGUCACCCACGAUGCCAGCCUCAUGCUGCAGCAGCUACAGCAAGGUGAAGGCAACCUAUUCCAGCAGCUGGAGGCUGCCUACCAGGAGCCCGGGGCCAACCUCUUGGGCCAGUUCACCAUGUACCAGAGAGACCUGCAGUUCGGCCAGAGCGCUGAGCAUGGGCCCUACUUGAGGGAUGAUCCUGCCCUCCAGUUCUCGCCCUCCGAGCUAGGCUUCAUGCCUUUCAGCAUGGAGAUGCCGGAGCCAGAACCUCGGGAGCUGGCUGUGCAGAACGCCAAGGCCUACCUCCUGCAGACCAGCGUCAACUGCGACCUCAGCCUGUAUGAGCACCUGGUGAACCUGCUGACCAAGAUCCUGAACCAGCGGCCAGAGAACCCCUUGUUCCUCCUGGAGUCACUAAACCGCACCACGCAAUGGGAGUGGUUCCACCCCAAGUUGGACACACUUCGGGACGACCCAGAGAUGCAGCCCAUCUAUGAGAUGGCUGAGAGGCAGAAGGCGCUGUUUGGCGGGAGCGGCGGCGGCGAGGGCGAACAGGAGAUGGAGGAGGAGGUGGCUGAGACAGCGGUGCCCAACAUCAUGGAGAAGGCUUUCUACUUCGAACAGGCCGGUGUGGGCCUGGGCUCAGACGAGAGUUUCCGCAUCUUCAUGGCCCUGAAGCAGCUAGUGGAGCAGCAGCCCAUCCUUACCUGCCGCUUCUGGGGCAAGAUCCUGGGGCUCAGUCGCAGCUACCUGGUGGCUGAGGUGGAAUUCCGGGAGGGGGAGGAGGAGGGGGAGGAGGAGGAAGUGGAGGAGAUGAUGGAGGGCGGCGACAUCAUGGAGACGCACAGCGAGGAGGAGGGCGAGGAGGAGGAGAAGAUCCCCGACGUCAUCCCCAAGCCCACGUGGAAGCCGCCACCUGCCAUCCCCAAGGAAGAGAGCCGCUCCGGCGCCAACAAGUACCUGUAUUUCGUGUGCAAUGAGCCGGGCCGGCCGUGGGCGCGAUUGCCCCACGUCACGCCUAUCCAGAUCGUGCAGGCCCGCAAGAUCAAGAAGUUCUUCACGGGCUACCUGGAUGCCCCGGUCAUCAGCUACCCACCCUUCCCAGGCAAUGAGGCCAACUACCUGCGCGCCCAGAUCGCCCGCAUCUCGGCCGCCACACAAAUCAGCCCCCUCGGCUUCUACCAGUUUGGCGAGGAGGAGGGCGACGAGGAAGAGGAAGGUGGUGCUGGGCGAGACUCCUAUGAGGAGAACCCGGACUUUGAUGGAAUCCCGGUUCUCGAGCUGGUGGACUCCAUGGUCAACUGGGUGCACCACACGCAGCACAUCCUGCCACAGGGCCGCUGCACUUGGGUGAACCCAUUGCAGAAGACAGAGGAGGAGGAGGAGCUGGGGGAGGAGGAAGAGAAGGCAGAUGAGGGAAUGGAGGAGGUGGAGCAGGAGGUCGGGCCCCCGCUGCUGACGCCACUCUCAGAAGAUGCAGAAAUCAUGCACAUGUCACCCUGGACCGCCCGCCUGUCCUGCAGCCUCAGCCCACAGUACUCCGUGGCCGUCGUGCGCUCCAACCUCUGGCCAGGGGCCUGUGCCUACGCCAGUGGCAAGAAGUUUGAGAACAUCUACAUCGGCUGGGGCCACAAGUACAGUCCUGAGAACUUCAACCCACCCCUGCCAGCCCCUAUUCAGCAAGAGUACCCCAGCGGCCCAGAGAUCAUGGAGAUGAGUGACCCUACAGUGGAGGAGGAGCAGGCCCUCAAGGCUGCCCAGGAGCAGGUGUUGGCAGCCUCGGAGGAAGAGGAGGAGGAUGAGGAUGAAGAUGAGGACGAGGACCAGGAUGACUGAAGCUCCAUAGCCCCCUUCCUCAAGCAGGUAGAUAGCAGGUUUUCCCUUAAACAUAGUUUUGUUUUUUCACUGUUGGUUUGUUUUCUGCCCCUAGAGGACAGGGGUAGAAGAGGAAGACAGCUGCUCUGAAUAAAAUU
Molecule: messenger RNA, 2309 nt
Organism: Vicugna pacos (alpaca)
Lineage: Eukaryota; Metazoa; Chordata; Mammalia; Artiodactyla; Camelidae
Gene: RSPH6A
Product: radial spoke head 6 homolog A
Biological process (GO): axoneme assembly; cilium assembly; cilium movement involved in cell motility
Cellular component (GO): radial spoke; axoneme
Source: RefSeq, a predicted model, not a curated record